AUGGGGCUGGACACGCCCUCCGCGUCGGUGCUGCCUGCGCUGGACCCCGGACGUGUCACUGCGACUGCCACCACUGCGACGCCGACACCGACACUGAACAAUGCCGACAAAGACUCAACACUUUUGCUUCCUCAUACCUCCAUGGUCGCCGCCACCAUGCGACAAGCCUCCACUGCUCUACCGUUGACUGUCGACAAGGAGACGCGACCAGCGACCACCAGCUCCCACGACGCGACCGACUAUCGCGUCCCAAGUUAUCCGCAUCCCCAUUCUCACCAGCCGUCGGCACCCGCGCCUACCAAUCCCACCGUCCGACACCCGGCUCCCGAGGCGCCCCGUCUCUACAACCCUCGACCGUCCGAAUACCCUCCGGCCAAUACCGGCAGUGCCAAUGUAGCUCCCUACGACAGCUCUAGUCGCUUCCAACCUCCUCCGCCGUCCCAACGUCACCGCCUCCCGCACUCCCUCAGCGUCUCGCAAGCGACAAGUUCCACUAACGACGCUGACUUGGUGUUUACCCCGCCCUCAAGCGAAGGUGGACGAAGCCCCAGCAAGCCCAACAGCCACGACUCGAGCCAGGAUUCACAGUUGCUGCAGCUUUCCCAGAUUGCUGCCGCCCAGGAAAGGAUACCUGAGAAUGGGAAUGCUUUGUCGAGGAAGCGCAUGGCCGACGGAAUGGUCAAGCCCACAUACGAAAGACCCAGCCCAUCUCCCGCGGGCACGGCUAGUCACACAAGGAACACAAGCGCCGUCAGUAUGGCUUCCACUGCCACCAGCCGACUUGGAGAGCUCUCUGCCGAGCUCAAGACUCGUCUUUCAUACGCAAUGGUCAAGGUCAACAAUGGAUGGCAAUCCCACUCGAUUGACCAAGUCGAGUCGCUGGCUUCCUGUGCCGGUUCCCCUGCCUCGAGCAACUCCACCGUACACAUGAGGAACGGGUCGUCUGCCAGCCCACAACUUUUGAACCUCCAACGCAGAGGCAGCCACGUCAGCAUGGCUCCCGGUGGCUCUCAACAAUACCCAACAUCAUCCCAGCAAUAUCCAUCCGGGUCUCAGCAGCAUCCGCCGAGUUCGCAACAACAUCCGUCAGGGUCCCAACAACAGCACAGCCAAGGGCGGCCGGUUGAGGGUCCUUAUGCUAGGGAAUCAGGUCACUUUGCUCCUCGUUAUAACCCAAGUUCGCAAGCUGAACCUAUUCCUUCUGUUACUCUUGCUCCUCCCGCCCCUAUUCAGCCAACAAGACAGCAAUUUCAGCAUCCUCGAAGGAACUCGGUAUCACGAAACACACAGGCUUUUCUGGCUAUCAACCACCAGCCACCACCCCAACAAGGACUAAACACAGCUGGGCAACCCAAUCCUUACCUAACAACACAUCAUCAUCGGACAUCGCUAAUGGAUCCGCCAAUGUAUCCUCCACAUCAGAACGUCCGGGAACAAGACGCCAUAGAAUCUUUGCUCUUCAUGAGUAGUCCCGGUAACUCUGCUAACCUCAAACACGGCUUUCCCUCUUCAUCGCAACCACUAGCGUCCUCGCAACCAUCACUAACAUCAUCACAAUCACAACCUCUGCCAUCCGGCCACGCACAACCGUCACAACAACGAACCGCCUUGCCAAGCUCACAACCACGGAAAAGCCUACCCUCAGCAAGACCGACAAACCACCCACGCGCUCACCAAACGCAGUCUCAGCCCACCCAGCAAAAACGAGUAGGCUUCCAAAAAUCUCCCAACGCCAUGGACAUCGAUGACGGUACCUACGGCGUCUCGCAGUACAGUAAUAACACCCACAACAUGAACAACACCAGCCGAGGUACGCCGCGGAAGAGGGGAGGAUACAACGGCCAUGCUAGCGCUGCUGGUGGGGGCGAGGCACAACAACAACACGCACACGGACAUGGACACGCACACGCACAUGCACCGAUACAAAAGUUGAAGCAGAUGCCCGUAUCCUCGGGACUCACGGUACCUUCACGGCCGUCACAACAACGCACAGGUCUGAAAGAAGAGGAUAUUGAUCGGAUGUUGGAGCUCGCGGCUGCAAGGGAGAGGAGAGACUCUGAUUCGGAAGGGGAGAUUCAGAUCCCGGUAUCGCGGGGGCGCCGGGAGGGCGCUGCAGGUAUUGUCCGGGCUUAG
This is a messenger RNA of Sordaria macrospora k-hell, 2133 nucleotides long. RefSeq lists its product as uncharacterized. Gene Ontology annotation, molecular function: DNA-binding transcription repressor activity, RNA polymerase II-specific; transcription coregulator activity. Lineage: Eukaryota; Fungi; Ascomycota; Sordariomycetes; Sordariales; Sordariaceae. Gene Ontology annotation, cellular component: SBF transcription complex; cytoplasm. The record is from RefSeq and is a predicted model, not a curated record. Gene Ontology annotation, biological process: G1/S transition of mitotic cell cycle.